GAGCGAACUUUCAGUAAGCCGCUGGCAGCGAUCAAGUGUGAAGGUGACAGAUCCGCUAAACGUAUUUUAAUUGUACAUCAAUUGAAGACCCUAUCGAAGAUGUUCUCCAAACUGAGUACACGUGGUAUUGCCAGCCGCUUGAGCUGCAUGGCACAGAAAUCACAGCCCAACGAGACAACCCCAAAGAACACCAGCCGUUCCGAGGCGGUCUUUGCACGUGAACAAAAGUAUGGAGCACACAACUAUCAUCCGCUGCCCGUGGCCCUUAGCCGCGGCGAGGGCGUGCACGUGUGGGAUGUGGAGGGCAAGCGCUACUACGACUACCUUAGCGCCUAUUCCGCAGUCAACCAAGGUCACUGUCAUCCCAAGAUUAUUCAGGCACUCACGGAGCAGUCAAAAAAACUAGCACUGACGUCACGCGCCUUCUACUCCGAUGUUCUGGGCGAAUACGAGGAAUAUAUUACGAAAUUAUUUGGCUAUGACAAGGUGCUGCCCAUGAACACUGGCGUGGAGGGCUGUGAGACGGCCUGCAAGUUGGCUCGCAAGUGGGGCUAUGUGAAGAAGCAGAUACCCGAGAACAAGGCCAAGAUCAUCUUUGCCCGCAACAAUUUCUGGGGACGCACAUUGGCGGCCAUCUCGGCAUCGAGUGAUCCGAGCAGUUAUGGAGGUUUCGGUCCAUAUAUGCCCGGCUUUGAGCUGAUCGAUUACAAUAAUGUGGAGCAACUGGAGAAGGCGCUGCAGGAUCCCACGGUGUGCGCCUUUAUGGUGGAGCCCAUCCAGGGCGAGGCGGGCGUCGUGGUGCCGGACGAGGGCUACCUGCGCAAGGUGCGCGAGCUGUGCACCAAGCACAAUGUGCUCUGGAUCGGUGAUGAGGUGCAGACUGGACUGGCGCGCACCGGGCGCAUGCUGGCCGUGGACUAUGAGGAAGUGCGUCCCGAUAUACUGAUUCUGGGCAAGGCGCUCUCUGGCGGCGUUUAUCCCGUUUCGGCUGCGCUCUGCAACGAUGAAGUGAUGCUGUGCAUCAAGCCGGGCGAGCAUGGCUCCACCUAUGGCGGCAAUCCGCUUGGCUGCCGUGUGGCCAUCGCCGCUUUGGAGGUGCUCCAGGAGGAGCGUCUGGCCGAGAACGCCUUCAAGAUGGGCCAACUCCUGCGCAAAGAGCUCUCCAAGCUGCCCAAGGAGGUGGUCUCAGUGGUCCGGGGCAAGGGUCUGCUCAAUGCCAUUGUCAUUAAUUCCAAAUACGAUGCCUGGGACGUUUGCCUGAAGCUCAGGGACAACGGCUUGCUGGCCAAGCCCACCCACGGCGACAUCAUCCGCUUCGCCCCGCCUCUGGUCAUCAAUGAGGCCCAAAUGCUGGAGAGCAUUGAUAUUAUCAAAAAGACCAUUCUAAAUAUGUAAAAAUCUUAAUAUUAUUUGUAACUAUAGCAUUUAAAAUAUGUU
This is a messenger RNA of Drosophila navojoa, 1437 nucleotides long. It is a transcript of the gene Oat, whose product is annotated as Ornithine aminotransferase precursor. Gene Ontology annotation, molecular function: pyridoxal phosphate binding; L-ornithine transaminase activity; identical protein binding. Gene Ontology annotation, cellular component: cytoplasm. The record is from RefSeq and is a predicted model, not a curated record. NCBI's taxonomy places the organism in Eukaryota, Metazoa, Arthropoda, Insecta, Diptera, Drosophilidae.